Molecule: messenger RNA, 1487 nt
Organism: Harpegnathos saltator (Jerdon's jumping ant)
Lineage: Eukaryota; Metazoa; Arthropoda; Insecta; Hymenoptera; Formicidae
Exons: 4
Coding region: 180-1472 (430 amino acids)
Molecular function (GO): sequence-specific DNA binding
Source: RefSeq, a predicted model, not a curated record
CACCACUUGGAGCGCUGUAAGUUAAGAGUGCUAUCUCGCUGCGCUAACUUCGUGAGCGGCUGUCAUUGCGGAGUUAAUGAUAACUUAUAUAGAAGGUUAUCGCAAUUUGGUCAUUGCAAACUUGGGUUUACCCAGCGAAAUACAGUGUAACAAGCGCACAAAGUUGUAGUGAAUUAACAAUGACAAAGUAUUGUGUCGUGCCGAAAUGCAAGACUGGAUGCAAAAGUGUCGCAGUGAAGUGUUCAGUUUUUAAAGUGCCAAAAUGCGACGAAUUGCGUAAAAAAUGGAUAUCUGCAAUCCCUGGCAUAAAGGACCUGAAACCCAACCAAUGCGUAUGUGAAAAACAUUUUGAUAAAGCAAGUAUAAUAAGGGAGCUCGUAAUGCGCGAUGCACAAGGAAACGUGGUAACCGAGGCUAAGUACCUGCGAACUCGUUUAUCUAAAUCUGCUGUGCCCACGAUUUUCUAUGAGUUUUCCUCGACUACGUUAGUUUCCAAGGACGAGGAUUUGCAGGAAGAAAAGUUGGGUGUAGAUGCUGCGAGUAAUGGAUCGCUUAACUCAGACGUGCAUUGUACACUAUCAAAAUCCAUCGAAAUCACAUUGCCUAUUCCACAGUCUGUUGAUGUGACAACCGAUGACAUUGACGAGUUUUUGCUCUCUGAAAGCACGAAUGUCAAUAUAGAGAAUUUGAGUGCAAUUGAUUGCCAGCAAAGCAAAAAAGAAACAAAUGGUUUCACUGAUUGUGAGAGAAUAUCGGACUCGGUUGACCUAAAGCUCAUGAAAAGUAUCAGCAUGGCGUCGUACAAAGAUUCGUUAAUCACAAUACCAAAGUCGUGGAGUUUCACCGAGUCGUACAGAGGAACAAAACGGUAUUUGAUAUUCUCACACGUACGGUUGAUGACCAAUAAUGACACAGAUGGUCCUAUUAUAGACAAAAGUCUCAUAAUCGACGACGUAGACGGCACAAUUGAUUACAAGAUUUUUGGAAAAUCGGUCGACAUUCAAGAAAUUAAGAUCUUGCAAAAUAUGAACGAUGUAACGUCGCUACAUGCCGUUUUGUCAAAAUUCGAAAGCAUGCCAGUUUGUCAAGGAGUUGGUCCAGUUGAAGAAUGUCUUAUUGAACGAGACAUCGCGUAUCGAACUUCUUGCAAUGUUUGGCAUCAUACCGAUUGUGAAUUAACCACCAAAACGAAAAGGUGCAAACGUUGCACAAUAUUGAAAAACACGUUGCUGCAAAAAAAGGCACGUUUUAAAAAGCGUGAUCAAGUAAAAAGAGUCGUGGGAACCACAAAUCCAAUUGAUCUUAAGAAAAUAAAUGCCUUGAGAAAAAAAUUGAGCGUAACGCGUCGAAUGAAAAAUCGAUCAAAAAUUCGAAUCGCCUUGUUGCAAGAUCAUUUGCAGUUGCAGUUUAUCUCUAAGCAAAACGAGCUGGCAAAUAUUCAGGACGAAACAUUGGAGAAAAAAUGUCCUUGAAUAUACCAAAAACAA